Messenger RNA from Physeter macrocephalus (sperm whale), 2342 nucleotides. It is a transcript of the gene PPIG, whose product is annotated as peptidylprolyl isomerase G. Gene Ontology annotation, molecular function: peptidyl-prolyl cis-trans isomerase activity. Gene Ontology annotation, biological process: protein folding; protein peptidyl-prolyl isomerization. Lineage: Eukaryota; Metazoa; Chordata; Mammalia; Artiodactyla; Physeteridae. The transcript is spliced from 14 exons. Bases 207 to 2327 code for a protein of 706 amino acids. The record is from RefSeq and is a predicted model, not a curated record.
GCUUCCGGCGCGACGCUUUCCCUCCACGCCGGGACUGGGGGGAGGGAGGCGGUCAUUGGCCUUAGCGCCUUUUCUGGCGGCGGUAGAUUUGAAGCGAUUUAAAGGACUGGACCCCGGGAAGAGGAGAGUGUACCAGUGCAAGCACAAAAAGAUUGGAUCAGCUUGUCCUUGAUUUUUCUCUAUUUAAAGAUUGAAGUAUUGAAGCCAUGGGAAUAAAGGUUCAGCGUCCUCGAUGUUUUUUUGACAUCGCCAUUAAUAAUCAACCUGCUGGAAGAGUUGUCUUUGAAUUAUUUUCUGAUGUGUGCCCCAAAACAUGCGAGAACUUUCGUUGUCUUUGUACAGGUGAAAAGGGGACAGGGAAAUCAACUCAGAAGCCAUUACAUUAUAAAAGUUGUCUCUUUCACAGAGUUGUCAAAGAUUUUAUGGUUCAAGGUGGUGACUUCAGUGAAGGAAAUGGACGAGGAGGGGAAUCCAUUUAUGGAGGAUUUUUUGAAGAUGAGAGUUUUGCUGUUAAACACAACAAAGAAUUUCUCUUGUCAAUGGCCAACAGAGGGAAGGAUACAAAUGGCUCACAGUUCUUCAUAACAACAAAACCAACUCCUCAUUUAGAUGGGCAUCAUGUUGUUUUUGGGCAAGUGAUUUCUGGUCAAGAAGUUGUGAGAGAGAUAGAAAACCAGAAAACAGAUGCAGCUAGCAAACCAUUUGCUGAGGUGCGGAUACUCAGUUGUGGAGAGCUAAUUCCCAAAUCUAAAGCUAGGAAAGAAGAAAAGAAAAGGCAUAAAUCCUCCUCCUCCUCAUCAUCAUCAUCCAGUGACUCAGAUAGUUCAAGCGAUUCUCAGUCCUCUUCUGAUUCUUCUGAUUCUGAAAGUGCUUCUGAAGAGAAAUCAAAAAAAAGAAAGAAGAAACAUAGGAAAAAUUCUCGUAAACACAAGAAAGAAAAGAAGAAGCGAAAGAAAAGCAAGAAAAGCGCAUCUAGUGAAAGUGAGGCUGAAAAUCUUGAAGCACAACCCCAGUCUACUGUUCGUCCAGAAGAAAUCCCUCCAAUACCUGAAAAUAGAUUCCUAAUGAGAAAAAGUCCCCCUAAAGCUGACGAAAAAGAAAGGAAGAACAGGGAGAGAGAGAGAGAGUGUAAUCUACUUAACUCCCAGCCUGCUUCAUACCAGAGGCGACUUUUAGUUACUAGGUCUGGCAGGAAAAUUAAAGGAAGAGGACCAAGGCGUUAUCGAACUCCUUCUAGAUCCAGAUCAAGGGAUCGUUUCAGACGUAGUGAAACUCCUCCACAUUGGAGGCAGGAGAUGCAGAGAGCUCAAAGAAUGAGGGUAUCAAGUGGUGAAAGAUGGAUCAAAGGGGAUAAGAGUGAGUUAAAUGAAAUAAAAGAAAAUCAAAGAAGCCCAGUUAGAGUAAAAGAGAAAAAAAUAACCGAUCAUAGGCAUGUUUCUGAGAGUCCAAACAGAAAAAGUGAAAAGGAAAAGAAAGUUAAAGACCAUAAAUCUAACAGCAAAGAGAGAGACAUCAGAAGAAAUUCAGAGAAAGAUGAUAAAUAUAAAAACAAGGUAAAGAAAAGGGCCAAAUCGAAAAGUAGGAGUAAGAGCAAAGAGAAAUCCAAGAGUAAGGAAAGAGAUACAAAGCAUAAUAGACAUGAAGAAAAGAGGAUGAGGUCAAGGAGUAAAGAAAGGGAUCAUGAGAAUGUUAAAGAAAAAGAAAAGUCUGAUUCUAAAGGAAAAGAUCAGGAAAGGAGUAGAAGUAAAGAGAAGUCUAAACAGUUAGACUCCAAAAGCAAUGAGCAUGAUCAUAAUAAAAGUAAGGACAAGGACAGACGUGCACAGUCUAGGAGUAGAGAACGCGAUGUAACUAAAGGCAAACACAGUUACAAUAGUAGAACAAGGGAACGAAGCAGAAGUAGGGACAGGAGCAGAAGAGUGCGGUCUAGAAGCCAUGACCGAGAUCGCAGCAGAAGCAAGGAGUAUCAUAGAUACAGAGAACAGGAGUACAGGAGAAGAGGAAGGUCGCGGAGCCGAGAGAGAAGAGCAACGCCAGGAAGAUCAAGAAGUAAAGAUAGGAGGAGAAGGAGGAGAGAUUCACGGAGCUCAGAGAGAGAAGAAAGUCAAAGCAGAAACAAAGAAAAAUAUAGAAACCAAGAAAGUAAAAGUUCACACAGGAAAGAGAAUUCUGAGGGUGAGAAAAGAAUGUACUCUAAAAAUCGUGAUCAUAGUAGCUCAAAUAGUAACAGGGAAAAAAAGGCUGAUAGAGAUCAAAGCCCAUUCUCAAAAAUGAAACAAAGUAAUCAGGACAAUGAAUUAAAGUUCUCCACUUUGAAAACUAAGUAGGAUGAGAAGACCAGA